AGUUUUUCUCGUUUUCUGUUUCUCCAUCAUUCAACAUAUUCUGUCUCAAACUCUUCUCAGUGGCGGCGCUUUCUUAUUCUAGCGCCGCUACUGCGAUUAUAUCAUUUCCAUAAGUUUCAAGUCUUUAUCAAAAAAAAAUUCUAACAUGGAAGAUCUCACGUAUGAAUUCAGUGACUCCUAUGAAUGUUCCAUUGAUCCAAGUUUCUUCAUGAGUAACCCCGCACUGGAUGAUUUAGCCAUUAACAACAUUGCCAUUAACAAUGGACCCACUUCAAUGUUCCAACAAAAUGUAACCAAUUUACCCAUUAAUAACAAUAAUCUACCCCACCAGAAUCACCAUGCAGUAUUUCAACAGGAACAUGGUACUGACUUUAAUGAUCAUUUUUCCACUCCAAUGUUCCAACAAAAUCAUCAUGGUAGUAAUACUAAUGAUGAUCAAUUUAAUCACAAUACAAUGUCACAAGAAGACCACCUUGAUAGUAUUAGUGAUUCAUUUUUCGAUGGAAUGCUACAAGAAAUGCAUGAGGAUGAACAAAUUCAACCUGUGAAUCAGAUUCCGGUUUUGCCGAACGAAACCGAUGCAAUGACUCUUGAUCAAUGGCCUCCCGCACCACUCCCAUAUUUUUGCAGUUGUUGUAAUGUUCUCAGAGAAAUCAUUCACGCUAAUGGUGUUCAAUUUGAAAAGCUUGAGAUUCAUGGAAGGCUAGGUUUGAUUACACAUGCAAUUCAUCACCAGACACCUGUUAAUGGAGGCCCACCAAUUAACCAAAUGAUUGAUUUUAGCAGGAGAAACCUUGAUGAAAUAAAGAAAUUUCUGGCGCAAUACUGCAUGGAUCGUAUUUCAGCAGGAUAUUUUAUUCUACAAGAUCCCUUGUCUUCAUAUUAUGAGACUCUUUGCACUGGAUUGGAUUGGGUUGAAGAUUUUAACAUUGAGGGUAUUCUUGAUAAUAAUAAUCAAAAUAAUUCAGAUGAGAUGGUAGAACAAGAGCAACAACAAGAACAAAUGGGUGAGAAUGGAACUCCUACCGCAACACCGGAUAAAAAGGACCUCUCAAAACAGAGAAAAAAAGCGGGAAAAUUGACAUUAGCUGAUUUAAUCGAUCAUUUUCAUCUGCCUAUUGAGGAAGCAUCGGAAAAGGUGGAAUUGUGUCCAACCGUUCUCAAGAAAACAUGCCGCAAAGCAGGAUUAACAAGAUGGCCUCACAGAAAGGUGAAAAGCCUUUUGAAGCAGAUAGCAUUGCUAGAGAGUCAAUUGGGAAGACAAGAUGCAGCGACAAGGGCAAGGACUGAAAAAGAUAUUAGCGAGCUUAAGGAAGAAAUGAUUAAGCAUUGUGGUGGACUUAUUCCAACGGCCAUGUAUAACAUCGCUGCCUUCUUGCCACCACAGAAUCAGCAACGUAGGUAGUGGCAUGGUCCAAUUGUUAUGGGGAAGAGUGGCUAGAGACUGUAUAUGAUUGUGGGGUGUUUUAUUUUAUUUUUUUGUUUGUUGUUGUUUUGUGAUUGCUUUAGACUUGAUUUGGUGGUGAUAAUAAUAUAAUAAUGUAAAUGUAUCUUUUAUUAACAAA
Vicia villosa (hairy vetch) is the source of this 1565-nucleotide messenger RNA. RefSeq lists its product as uncharacterized. The record is from RefSeq and is a predicted model, not a curated record. The coding region runs from base 146 to 1405 and encodes 419 amino acids. NCBI's taxonomy places the organism in Eukaryota, Viridiplantae, Streptophyta, Magnoliopsida, Fabales, Fabaceae. The transcript has 5 exons. Gene Ontology annotation, molecular function: DNA-binding transcription factor activity.